AUGUCUACCACAACUGGGGCUUUCCUCGCCGGUGGUAUCGCAGCUUGCGGUGCCGUAACUGUCACCCACAGUUUCGAGACCGUUAAGAUUCGGUUACAACUUCAGGGUGAAUUGCAGGCGAAGAACGAAGGUGUGAAGAAGUAUCGGGGUGUCCUGCACGGUGUCAAGGUUAUCCUUCAAAAUGAAGGCCCCCGAGGAUUGUUCCGUGGCAUUGGAUCUGCCUACAUCUACCAGGUCCUUCUCAAUGGCUGCCGCCUCGGCUUUUACGAACCCAUUCGCUCUAAUGUUACCAACGCCAUUUACAGCGAUCCCAAGGUGCAGUCCCUCGGUGCUAAUGUCUUCGCCGGUGCGGCCUCUGGAGUCAUCGGUGCGGCUGCUGGAUCUCCGUUCUUCCUGGUGAAGACCCGCCUGCAGUCCUAUUCGCCCUUCCUUCCUGUCGGUACCCAGCAUAACUAUAAGAACUCGAUCGAUGGCCUGAGCAAGAUCUAUAGAAGUGAGGGUGUCAGGGGUAUCUAUCGUGGUGUUGGAGCUGCUAUGAUCCGUACCAGCUUCGGUAGUGCUGUUCAGCUCCCCACAUACUUCUUCGCCAAGCGCCGUCUGACACGGCACUUGGGUAUGGAGGAGGGACCCGCUUUGCAUCUGGCUAGCAGUGCGGCGUCUGGCUUUGUUGUGUGCUGCUUCAUGCAUCCUCCUGAUACCAUCAUGGCUCGCAUGUACAACCAAACUGGUAACCUGUACCAGGGUGUCUUUGACUGUUUGUUCAAGACUAUCCGCACCGAGGGUGUCUUGGCUAUCUACAAGGGCUUCUUCGCUCACCUGGCCCGUAUUCUCCCCCACACCAUCUUGACCCUCAGCUUGGCCGAGCAGACCAACAAGCUGAUGCGCCGCGUCGAGGACCGCAUCCUUCCGGACUUUCUCCGCGAGAAGAUCUAG
Messenger RNA from Penicillium cataractarum, 933 nucleotides. Its product is annotated as putative mitochondrial oxaloacetate transporter (Oac). The record is from RefSeq and is a predicted model, not a curated record. The transcript is spliced from 6 exons. Lineage: Eukaryota; Fungi; Ascomycota; Eurotiomycetes; Eurotiales; Aspergillaceae. Bases 1 to 933 code for a protein of 310 amino acids.